Messenger RNA from Leptopilina heterotoma, 3253 nucleotides. RefSeq lists its product as uncharacterized. The record is from RefSeq and is a predicted model, not a curated record. The transcript is spliced from 8 exons. The coding region runs from base 893 to 2524 and encodes 543 amino acids. NCBI's taxonomy places the organism in Eukaryota, Metazoa, Arthropoda, Insecta, Hymenoptera, Figitidae.
GGCAUCCGGCCGGCAUUUUUAUCCUCAUUACUCUCGUGCGUGGUGGCAGAAUUUUGUGUUGUGCUCAAUUAAAAUCUAAUCGUAAUUUUAACAUCCUUUUAUUUGUUUAUAUUUAAUAGUCAGUACGAGAUUUUUAUUGAAAUUACACGUUUUAAUUGCAAUAUAGCCUAAAACGGAAACGGAACGACAGCACGAGAUAGAAAAAGACAGAAGUAGGUUUCUCGCCACCCUUUGUCGCCACCGUAUCUCGCCAUCCUUUGUCGCCACCAUUUCUCGCCAUCGUUUCUCGCUACCGUUUCUCUCAAGGAUUGUUUUAAAACAUUCUCGAGUGAAAUUAAUUUGUUUGUAAUGACCAUUAUGGUCAUCGUCAACUGUAUAUGAUCGCCAGCGUUUCUCGCCACCGUUUCUCGCAACCAUUUCUCGCCACUCUUUGUCGCCACCGUUUCUCGCCACCAUUUCUUGCCACCGUUUCUCGCCAUCGUUUCUCUCAAGGAUUGUUUUAAAACAUUCUGGAGUCAAACUUGUUUGUAAUUCCUUAUGGUCAUCGUCAACCAAAAACGAUCGCCACCGUUUCUCGCCACCGUUUCUCGCCACCGUUUCUCGCCACCGUUUCUCGCCACCCUUUCUCGCCAUCGUUUCUCGCUACCGUUUUUCUUUCAAGGAUUGUUUUAAAACAUUCUCGAGUGAAAUUAAUUUGUUUGUAAUGACCAUUAUGGUCAUCGUCAACUGUAUAUGAUCGCCAGCGUUUCUCGCCACCGUUUCUCGCAACCAUUUCUCGCCACUCUUUGUCGCCACCGUUUCUCGCCACCAUUUCUUGCCACCGUUUCUCGCCAUCGUUUCUCUCAAGGAUUGUUUUAAAACAUUCUGGAGUCAAACUUGUUUGUAAUUCCUUAUGGUCAUCGUCAACCAAAAACGAUCGCCACCGUUUCUCGCCAUCCUUUGUCGCCACCGUUUCUCGCCACCGUAUGUCGCCAUCCUUUGUCGCCACCGUUUCUCGCUACCGUUUCUCGCCACCUUUUCUCGCCACCUUUUCUCGCAACCGUUUCUCGCCAUCGUUUCUCUCAAGAAUUGUUUUAAAACGUGUGGAAUAUUUGCCAGGAAUAUUCGCAACAACACUUUUAGCACGAGAAAAGAAGCUAUUCAAGUUGUUGAAAAUCUUCUCAACAACAAUGAUUGCGACAUUGCCGAAUUUAGUAAUUUUCUGAAUCCCCAAGAAAAGUUGAAUUUUCAAAACAUGAAACGAGACGUGAACGACGAUGGUGAGGAAGAUGAUCGCAAUUCUGAAUGGACAAAAUUCAUUCCAUUCAUGAUACGUGUUCAACAAUACUUUCACGACAACAAUAUUCACAAUUUUGUUCUUGUACCGCAAGCUCAACUCGGCAUUGCACAUGUAUUGUAUUCCAAUACAGGUCUGGAAGAUUUAAAGAGGGGUGCCGAGCAGGAUGUAUUUUUGAAAAAAGAAUUGCAGAUAAGGCGGCAGUCAAUUCCUUUUCAACAGAAGCAACUUCAAAUCAAAGAGGCAAAAACUUGCAAGAAUGUAGAAAUCAAUCGAUUUUUACAAAUCAAGAAUAAAAUUCAAAGAUGGGAGUACAUGUUUGACAUUUCCAGCGCGGAAAGGGGCAAAGUUGGUGCAUUUGCUGAAGUGAUGACAACAAAUGGCGUCGAUGCUUCAAUAAUAUUUAAUGUUCCAAAAAUGGAAUCUGUUAAAGAAAAGGAAGGCCCUGCUUCGGAAACUCGUUUCAAAGUCUUUUAUGGUUUCGAUCCCGGCAAGAAGGCGACAUUGGGUGGUGUAAGAAGAGUUCGUAGUGCACAACCGUCAAUGGAAGACAAAUUGAAGGAUAAUCACAUUUAUUUAAAGAGCAGCAGUUUUCGUUGGCAGAUGAAUGAUUUCAGAAGAAGGGAAAGGAAAAAGGAAUUUGGUCUAGAUCUUCAAAAAUAUUACAAACAGUACGUGCUUAAAAUUCCAGAAAAAAUGGCCAAUUUUUCAAAAACCAAUUCGCGAGAUUACAAGAGAAUCAUCGAGUAUAAGCUGAAUCUAUUCCAAAGAUUUCAAGAGUUGCACGAGCAAAAAUGUGUGGUGCGAUUAAAAAUGGACAAAUAUGUUUCGUGUCAGAGGGAAUGUGAAAAAUUGGUGAAUUUCCUAAUUGGAGACACUUUUCAAAAACCUUGUUUUGUGGCUUUUGGUAAUGCAUCAUUACCAAACUUUACACGUGGCUACGUUGGUACAGCGUUGAAUCAAUUGAAGAGAACGUUUGUUAAUCGAGCAAAACAACUUGGUGACAAACGCUUGAAAUUCGUCAAAGUAAAUGAGUAUCACACGACUGCGCUGUGCAGCAAUUGCUGCUUUGAUGUGAUAAAAUCCAAGAGUCCUCACAGAUUUCUGCAGUGUAAUAAAUGCCGCACUACCUGGGAACGUGACAUUAACGGUGGACGAAAUAUUCUAAACGUGGGACUCAUCGAUGAGGGAAUAAUCCCCAAGGAAGCACCAUUUGACGAAGCCACUUUCCGUUAUAGGAAAAAUUAAAUUUUCUAGACGUUUUCAUCAUUCGACGCCUUCCUUAUUGUCGUUAUCGUCGCAACUUCGUUAACUUUGUUUGUUCACCGUCUUCAUCAACAAAUCAACGAUUCAAAAAAAAAAAAAUUAUAUUCGCGCCUGGCAGCCCUCGAGGAAGUGGGGACACUCUGUUCUGCACCCUAGAGGCGGCAUAUCGGGUCUUCAAGUUUACUUGAUUGCAAGCUUUCAUGCGUACUGGCCCCUUAUGGCUAAAUAAGGGGAGAAGGGACCUCCUCAUUAAUUCUUAUUAUCACUAUUGAUAAGAAUCAAUAAUGAGGAGAGGGAUUUUUUUAAUUUUUCUUAACGUUUCAUUUUUUCAAUUUUUAACAAUUUUAAAUUACUCUAUUUCAUUUUUCUUUAACAACAGUUUUUUACCAUAGUUUUUCUUUUUUUUAUUUUAAAAUUCAAAUAAUAUUUCUAUUUUAUAUUCAAUCCAAACAUAACCCUAACAAGUAGCAUAAAGUCCCACUUAAAAAUUUCAAAAAAAUAACACUUGUCCUUCAAACAUUUUUUAUGUUAAUAGUUUUUUUCAAACUAACUAUCUAAAUUUUUUGUUUUUAAAUCACUUUAGUACGUAUUAUCAUGAAUAUAUACAUAUUUGUAGGAAGAAAUUAAAUUAUUCCAGUAAUUAUUAAAUUAUUUUUCUAGUAUUUGUACUGAAAAUAAUAAAGCGAAUAAAUUCUAUCCAAUUUCACUGUC